This is a messenger RNA of Salvelinus fontinalis (brook trout), 2601 nucleotides long. Its product is annotated as calsenilin-like. Gene Ontology annotation, biological process: regulation of potassium ion transmembrane transport; negative regulation of transcription by RNA polymerase II. The coding region runs from base 768 to 1460 and encodes 230 amino acids. The transcript is spliced from 8 exons. The record is from RefSeq and is a predicted model, not a curated record. NCBI's taxonomy places the organism in Eukaryota, Metazoa, Chordata, Actinopteri, Salmoniformes, Salmonidae. Gene Ontology annotation, cellular component: voltage-gated potassium channel complex; nucleus. Gene Ontology annotation, molecular function: DNA-binding transcription repressor activity, RNA polymerase II-specific; potassium channel regulator activity; RNA polymerase II cis-regulatory region sequence-specific DNA binding.
UUAUUUAUUUUUUUUUUUUAUCCCAUUUUCUCCCCAAUUUUUCGUGGUAUCCAAUCGCUAGUAAUUACUACCUUGUCUCAUCGCUACAACUCCCGUACGGGCUCGGGAGAGACGAAGGUCGAAAGCCAUGCGUCCUCCGAAGCACAACCCAACCAGCCGUACUGCUUCUUAACACAGCGCGCCUCCAACCCAGAAGCCAGCCGCACCAAUGUGUCGGAGGAAACACCGUGUACCUGGCCCCCCUUGGUUGGCGCGCACUGCGCCCGGCCCGCCACAGGAGUCGCUGGAGCGCGAUGAGACAAGGAUAUCCCUACCGGCCAAACCUUCCCUACCCCGGACGACGCUAUGCCAAUUGUGCGUCGCCCCACGGACCUCCCGGUCGCGGCCGGCUGCGACAGAGCCUGGGCGCGAACCCAAAGACUCUGGUGGCGCAGUUAGCACUGCGAUGCAGUGCCCUAGUCCACUGCCCCACCCGGGAGGCCUUUCACUGGAUCUUUACCUUGUUCAUCACGAGGAGCAUCGUCACCUGAGAGUUCACUUCCUUUAACACUGUGUGUGGGUGGAGAAAUGGGGGGAGUAAAGUGUGACCAAUAGAUUUCAGUGUUCGCAGCUAUUUUUCAGACAUCUUGUUCAAUUGUUUGUUUUGAUGUUUUCUUAGACACACACAUCCAGCAGCAAACAUUUGUUAAGUUGUGGAAAACGCAUCCAAUAUGUUCAGAGCUGGCCAAUAGCAAGCGGAUAAAGGUUCUUAUUCAAACAAGUCAGCCAUGGUGCUGGAAGGCAUGGAACUGAUUGCAAUUACUGUAGUCAUUGGCCUGUUUUUUGUAGUGUUCAAGCAGUUUGGUGCCUGGGAGCCCUUGACAUUAGAUGAGAGUAGCGACUGUGAAUUGGAGCUUUCUACUGUUCGUCACCAGCCUGAAGGCUUGGAACAGCUCCAGGUCCAAACCCAGUUCACCAAGAAGGAGUUGCAGUCACUCUACAGAGGCUUUAAAAACGAGUGUCCCAGCGGGCUGGUGGAUGAGGAGACUUUCAAGAACAUCUACUCACAGUUCUUCCCCCAGGGAGAUGCCACCACAUAUGCACAUUUCCUGUUCAACGCAUUUGACAUGGACAGAAAUGGCUCUAUCCGUUUUGAGGACUUUGUGAUUGGACUAUCUGUACUGCUCAGAGGUUCAGAAACAGAGAAACUCCGGUGGGCCUUCAAUCUAUAUGAUAUCAACAAGGAUGGCUACAUCACCAAGGAGGAGAUGUUGGCCAUAAUGACGUCCAUCUAUGACAUGAUGGGCAGGUAUACCUCUCCCAGUGUACGAGAUGUUGAUCCAUCUGAGCAUGUGGACAAGUUCUUUCAGAAAAUGGAUCGGAACAGAGACGGGGUGGUGACCAUUGAUGAGUUCAUAGAGACUUGUCAGAAGGAUGAAAAUAUCAUGGCCUCCAUGCAGCUCUUUGAGAACGUCAUCUAGGUCUAGGAACGGACGGAGAACAUGGAUAGAAGUAUAAGUCCUGAUGACCUUUUAUUGCUUCCGAUACCAGACCCUACAAGCCCCUCUACACUUUAACCCCUCACCGUUUGAUCAUUGAAAAAUAUUUACACACAUCGAAAUAAGGACAGUAAACAUUUGGCAGGGGGCAUAGGGAAAUGACCUUUUAAACGUUUGAUUCCACUACGUAUGGGAAAAUAAUCCCUACAAUGGUUCUAUUGACAGUUCUACUUUCCUUACCAUGGACACCCAGGGAAUGGCAACAUAAAAAUGGAAAUGUUAGUACACUGUACAGAACUGCCCAUGUCUGAACAGAUUAUGAUCCUUUGCAUGUUUGCCUGAGGCUAGUGUACGUUAAUGUUAACACAGAGGAAUGCAAAUAUGAAUAUUGUUAUUGAGUAGGCUGAAACCUAAUAUUGUAUUUGUGUGUGUGUGUGUGUGUGUGUGUGUGUGUGUGUGUGUGUGUGUGUGUUUGGGGUCACAAAACUGGAUACCUAGGAUAAGUAUCCACUCAAUAGCUUGGAAAUGUAAAAGCUUUUUACAUUGCACCCCCCCCCCCCCCUCCCCCCCACCCGGGUAUAGCUCAUCAGCAUCAUGAUAGGAAGGUGGGAUUUAUUGAUGUUGCCAUAUCAUAUAUCAUGCCACCAUACGUCCCAGCCGUCCCGGCACCUACAGCCUACGUCAUCUACUCAUUGCAUACCCGGAGAGGGAAUGUAUUUUAAAAUGUUGAAUAUCACUUUCAUUCCCGAAUGAAUUUGCACUUUUAAUAUAAAGUGACCUGUAAAUUGCAUGAUAUUUUUCAAUGGGAUUUUAUGUAACUUUCACAGAAAGUGGUUAUUUUCCUGUGGAAGUAAAUGUUUAUGAAUGACCCCCAGGUGUGUAAUUACAAUGUCAAUUGAUUCCCUGAGGGACAGUUGAAGAUUACUUGCACUUUGACUAUAUAUAUAUAUAGGCUCUUUUCCAAGUUCAAAAUUAUACACAUUCAACACUGGUCAUGCUGUCAAUGAAGCCUGAUUUGUGCCCCGCCUAAAACAACUGUUAACUCGGAACAGCGAAAACUUGACUUCCGUGAGUUCAAGACAACUUGUAAAUCGGGAAUAAAUAAACUCCAACUGGGAAAAUA